Molecule: messenger RNA, 1257 nt
Organism: Hipposideros armiger (great roundleaf bat)
Lineage: Eukaryota; Metazoa; Chordata; Mammalia; Chiroptera; Hipposideridae
Gene: KCNMB3
Product: potassium calcium-activated channel subfamily M regulatory beta subunit 3
Exons: 2
Coding region: 124-747 (207 amino acids)
Biological process (GO): potassium ion transport; detection of calcium ion
Cellular component (GO): membrane; voltage-gated potassium channel complex
Molecular function (GO): potassium channel regulator activity; calcium-activated potassium channel activity
Source: RefSeq, a predicted model, not a curated record
UUUCACCAAGCUCUGCACAUGGGAUCUCAUUGUGUUGUGUCAAACCUGCUCACGACCCUUAGGUGGGCAGCAAAUGAGAUCCUCCCUCCACCCCCGCCCCUGCCCCUCCGCAUGGGUUGGUAAAUGUUCCCACUACUUUAUGAGCGUUUUGAAAUAUCUUUCCCACGUCUCCCAAAGGACAGCCUUUUCUACCUCCGAGAGGAAGAGAAAUAUAUACCACAACAAUGGAGACCCACCACAUGUGCACAAGAAGCUGCCGACAAGUGCUGGAGAGGACCGAGCCAUGCUGCUAGGAUUUGCAAUGAUGGGCUUCUCAGUUCUAAUGUUCUUCUUGUUUGGAAUAACCAUCCUAAAGCCUUUCAUGCUCAGUGCUUUUACACACCUAAGUGCCACCGAGAUAGAAAUGAUUUGCUCAACAGUGCUCUGGACAUAAAGGAAUUCUUCGAUCACAAAAACGGGACCCCCUUUUCAUGCUUCUACAGUCCAGACAGCAAGUCUGAAGAUGUCAUUCUCAUAAAAAAGUACGACCAAACAGUUAUCUUCCACUGUGUAUUUUGGCCUUCACUGACUCUGCUAGGUGGUGCCCUGAUUGUUGGCAUGGUGAGAUUAACACAGUACCUGUCCCUACUGUGUGAAAAAUAUAGCACUGCACUCAGACGUGAAGCGGGUGGCAAAGUACCUCAUGUGGAACAGCAUCGAUUCACACUGUGGGGAGAAGCAAAGGAAGGAGCAGAGAAAUGCUUUUGAGAAAUUAAUUUUAAGCCACAAAUGACUAAAUAAACUGAAUAAUUAAAUAGAGCAAUAUUGACUUGACUAGUCAUGAACAAUUUCGGCGUUUUCUCCUCUUUCUAUUGUGGAAUGGUGGAGAGAACAUGUGUCUCAGAUUAGGAUUUGAGUUUGUAGGCCAUAAUGACAACUGUUCAGGUGUGUACCCUUUGGCAAUUCAGCUGCAUUGUUCAAGCCUCUCUCUUUUUCCAUCUAUAAAGUGGGAAUAAUCUCUUCUUUCAUGGGGUUAUUUUAGGGAAUAUGUGAAAUGCCUAGCUUAGUUUCUGGCAUCCAGUAGAGGUGCUUUAAAAUGUUAGUAGAUUAAAAAAAAAAUCUUUUGCUAAGUUUCAAUGUUCAGUCAGCCUUAUCCCUCUUCUGGGUAUAUACCCAAAGGCAAUGAAGUGGGUACCUCUAAGAGGUAUCAGCACUCCCAUAUUCACUGGAACACAGUAGCCAAGAUGUGGAAAUCACUUGUGUCUAUUGACAGAUGAA